GAAGAAGCAGUUGCUCUCUCAGCUUUGCUUACUUAAUAAACAAUAGAUAGAGGAAAGUUAGGCCAACCGUUAGCCUCCCUCCAAACCCUCUGAUUCCCUUGGAAUCAAAGCAAAGCUUGAGCAGUUGAUUCUUGGUCACCAUCUGAGACACCAAAACUUCACCUUACUGACAUAUUCUUCACACCCAUCUUGUGCUAAUCCUCUUGAGUCUUGCCCAAUUCUUCUAUAUUACAUGUGAAUUCCUAAGGAUUUCAUUCAUAUCGAAGGUCCAUCCAUACACACCAAAUAGAGCUUCUGACCUCUACUGCAUGUUAUAGUGCUUGCCAAAGUUUCUAGCUUGAAGUUGGUGUCAAAAUUCAUGGUGGCAUGGUGCAGACCCAAUUGAGUUCUUCUACUAAGGGAAUAUAUUUAAUAGCACACACCCAUAAUUGGUGCUUGAAUAUUGAGGUUGAUGUGGGCUUUGUGAUUAGGUUUCAAAUCUGAAAAGUGAUCCUUGCUGCAGCAAACAAGUUCUUGCUGAAGUUUUGAGUCCUCAAAGAUACAAGCUUUUCAAACCAAUUCUCAAGGGCUGCCCAACCCAGCUGGUAUUUUUUCAUGUUUACCUCACUCAACUCUCAUGAAUAGUGUGACAUGUGAAUUACAGGCUUUUAACCAAUACCAACUGCUGAGACACUUUUUUCAUGACUCUCAAUACAAUCUUUAUGAUUUUAAGUCUCUCUUCUGCUGCUAUUCCAUUUUCAGUUAAAACCACAUAAAAUUUCUCUUUAUCCAAAAAUCCAAAUUGUUUGUGAUCAUAGAGUGGACAAAGGGUAUUAUUAGUCUAUCAUUUGAAAAAGUCUGGAGCUUGAUCCUAGUCCUAUAAAAUAAUUCCGAAGUAUGAAUACCCGGUACUUUUUCCCACCAGAAUCCUUGUGUAAUUCAGGCAGUGCAGUUUCAUUUUCAAAUCUUCCACUUGGAGAAGGUCGUUUGGUUGUUGGCCCUCGACAUAGGCCUUCUCGUGCUCUUCCUCCUUCAUCCUUCUUGGUUAGGAUGGCAGUAAGGAUCUCUAGAGCAAGGUGGUUCUCGUUCUUAAGAAGAGUGUUCCACUACCAAAAUGGAUCAAGAUCUGAUCUUGGCAAUAACCCUUUCAAUUCUAGCACUUGGAUGUUGCUGGAGUUUAUAGCUUUAAUUAUUCAAAUGAGCAUCACAUCAUUCACUCUGGCCGUUUCUAAGACGGAGAAGCCUGUUUGGCCUAUGAGAAUAUGGAUUGUUGGUUAUGAUAUUGGUUGUGUCCUUAGUCUGCUGCUGCUCUAUGGGCGCUACCGGCAUCUUCAUCUGUCUCAAGUAGAUGGUUUCAGCCUUUCUGAUGUGGAACAGCAGAGGGGCAGCGAAGAAUCCAGGAUCUCACAUUUGAUGAACAAAUGCCGGACUUCACUUGAGCUGUUCUUUGCAAUAUGGUUUGUGAUGGGUAAUGUUUGGGUUUUUGACUCACGCUUUGGAUCCUUUACUCGAGCCCCAAAACUUCAUGUACUCUGUAUCUCCCUGCUAGCCUGGAAUGCUAUCUGCUACUCCUUUCCUUUCCUACUGUUUUUGCUGCUAUGCUGUUGUGUGCCACUAAUUAGCAACUUCGUUGGAUACAACAUGAACAUGGGGUCAACUGAAAAAGGCGCAUCUGAUGAUCAAAUCUCCCAGCUUCCUAGUUGGAGAUACAAAGAAGUUGACAGCAAUUUAGAGCUUGGCAAUGAUACCGACUGCAAUUCAGAACUUUCAAAUGAAGAUCCAGAAUGCUGUAUUUGCCUAGCUAAAUACAAGGACAAGGAAGAAUUGAGGCAGCUGCCAUGCACUCAUGUUUUUCAUCUCAAGUGUGUGGAUCACUGGCUCCGAAUUACUUCUUGCUGUCCUCUUUGUAAACAAGAACUACAGAGGUAGAAAGCAAGUAAUCACAUAGAAGCUGAAGUUUUUAUUGGUCUUUCAUUUCAUUUUCAUUUUAAUUUUAAUUUUAAUUUUUUUUUCCUACGGGGUGAAAUAUAUGUAUUUACAUGGUUACUUGAGUGAGUAUUGCUUGUACAUUGGAGGUCACCAGUAAUCAUAAAUAUACUGAAGUCUACUCUCUCUUUGAGGAUAUGGCCGGGUGAUGAGCUUGGACUCCUUGCUUCCUAAAGGUUGCAGAGUCUAUUAGCCCACCAGGAUAUACAAACACUUGUAUAUGAUUUUUUUGAUUGUCAAUAAUGUGUGGAGCACAUGUACUACAUAAUGAAUCAAUACUCAUUAUAUAUUAUACAAAUUUGUGAUCUUUCGGUC
Molecule: messenger RNA, 2280 nt
Organism: Quercus robur (English oak)
Lineage: Eukaryota; Viridiplantae; Streptophyta; Magnoliopsida; Fagales; Fagaceae
Product: E3 ubiquitin-protein ligase At4g11680
Exons: 3
Coding region: 877-1908 (343 amino acids)
Source: RefSeq, a predicted model, not a curated record